Messenger RNA from Gymnodraco acuticeps, 2112 nucleotides. RefSeq names its product myosin heavy chain, embryonic smooth muscle isoform-like. The transcript has a single exon. Gene Ontology annotation, cellular component: endoplasmic reticulum-Golgi intermediate compartment; Golgi apparatus; membrane. The coding region runs from base 152 to 2080 and encodes 642 amino acids. The record is from RefSeq and is a predicted model, not a curated record. Lineage: Eukaryota; Metazoa; Chordata; Actinopteri; Perciformes; Bathydraconidae.
GGUUGAACCCACAAGCUGUUCCUGAACCUGUGAUCAUCUGUAAAGAAGAAGAGUUAUUAAAGCCUAAUAACUAGCAGCCUGUUUCCGACUCCCUUUGUGAUCGUUACAUUGGUGUCAGAAGUGACUUUUCGAACGGAGGACGUCUAUCCGGAUGGGAGUUCGUAACUGCGUCACGGAGCUAGCCGGUAAGCUAGCGGAGAUGGAAAAGUUCAGCAAGAUGGGAGUGAAGCAGGAAAGUAGUGAUGGAGAGGAAGAUGGAGCAUGCGGGUGGUCGAAGGACAUGAGUGGGGAGUUCAGGAGUGCACGGGAGGCGAGAGAGCGCCUGAGAGAGUCGGCGGUGAAGAUGGCUAGAGACGCGGGAAUGUCGCCGUCUUCAGUGGCAUUUCGCGCCAUUUCCAAGCUGGAUGUAAACAACAAUGGCGGCGCCCAUCAACCAGUAGCAGCCGCCGCGUCCGUGAAAACACCCAAAUACUCGGGUAAGGCAGACUGGGAGGCUUUCCAGGCCCAAUUUGAACUACUUGCACAUGCCAGGGGGUGGUCAAUAGAGACUAAAGCACUACAGCUAGCUUUGUGCCUCACAGACGAGGCUCUUUCAUGUCUGCUACUACUUAGCAUUGAGGACCGACACAGCUAUGAAGCGUUAGCGGGGGCUUUGAAGAGGCGGUUUGGACAGUGUUUCCCACCAGAGCUGCUCCGGAACGAGUUGAGUAACCGCUGUAGGAAGUCUGGAGAGACGCUGCGUGCGUUGGCUAACGACGUGGAGAGCUUGACGCCGCGGGCAUAUGCACACAUGCCACCUGGAGUGCAGAGUGAGCUGGCACGUGAUCAAUUCAUCAGGGCUCUCCUCCCUGCGUACUUGAGGGUUGGGGUACAGCUGCAGCAUCCACAGUCCUUGCAGGCAGCCUUGGAGAUGGCUGUGGAGAGAGAGAUUGUGUGGAGUGUAGCGGCGAGGAGCAACGGAGGGCCGGUACCACCGGCUGUGAGGAGCUGCAGAGAGGAGGAGAAGCCUGUAUGGGUUACCGAAAUGACUGAAAGUGUUCAAGUUUUAUUAGAGGAGAAAAUGAGGGAGAUGGAAGCAGCUGUCAAUGCAGAGAGGGAACUGCGGCAGCAACAGGAGGCUAGACUCAAAGCGGAGCUGGCCUCUCUUGAGCGAGAUCUCCAGGAGAGUAAAGAGAAGGAGAGCCUUGUGGCCUCUCUGGAGAAGUGCCUCCAAGAGGGCAAAGAGAGAGAAAGGAGCCUGGUGGAGAAGGGUGCCAAGAGGGAGGCGCAGUUCAAAGAGCUGCUCAGGAGCCUGGAAGCCGAGAAGGACAACCUGGAGGAGCGUCUGACGAACCAGCUGUCCCAGCUCAAUGGCAGCAUCGCAGACUACCAGCAGGAGGCGGCGGACAACCGGGAGCACUUGGCCGAGCUGCAGCGGGAGGUGGAGCGGUUGGCGAGGGAGCGGGCUGAGGCGCAGAGCGAGAGCGACCGGGCCGCCAGGCUGGAGGAGGACAUGAGGCAAGCACAGAGAGAGAGAGCAGAAGCAGAAGCAGAGUCUGGUAAGCAGGAGGAGCUGCUGAGGGAGAAGCAGCUGCAGAGGGACUGCAUCAAGUACAAGGAGAGGAUCAGAGAGAUGGGUAGAGACGCUAAGGCGCUGCAGCAAGGUUACAACGAGCUCCAGAAUAAGCUAGGACAAUCCCAACUGGAGACUUUGAAAACUCUAGAAGACCUGAAAAGGACAGAAGCAGAGUUGGAUACCUGUAAACCUCAGCUGGAUGAGUCCCAGAAGCAGGCAAGCGUAGCUAUAGCGGAGAGGAGUAUCAUGGAGCAGAACGCCCAACACAGAGAGGCCUCGAUGAAGGCAGAGGUGGAGCAGACCCUGGACUCUGUGAGGUUCAGACUCGGAGGCGAACUGAAGGAGAUGGAGCUGAGACUGGACGAGGUGGACAGAAGCGGAACUAUGACACCAGGACAAGAGGGCAGCAUUUCCGGGCCGAGGAGCUGGUCUGGGUCUACAGCCCACAACGGAAGAAAGGCCGGUGCCCAAAACUGGACAGUCAGUGGGUUGGUCCCUGCAGAGUACUGGAGAGGGUGGGGGUAGUGUUUGUGCUGAGUUUUAUUUGUUCCUCGUGG